Molecule: messenger RNA, 1654 nt
Organism: Antrostomus carolinensis (chuck-will's-widow)
Lineage: Eukaryota; Metazoa; Chordata; Aves; Caprimulgiformes; Caprimulgidae
Gene: SH3GLB2
Product: SH3 domain containing GRB2 like, endophilin B2
Exons: 12
Coding region: 229-1176 (315 amino acids)
Biological process (GO): membrane organization
Cellular component (GO): membrane; cytoplasm
Molecular function (GO): protein binding
Source: RefSeq, a predicted model, not a curated record
UUUACUGAAGAAAAGUUGGGCCAGGCUGAGAAGACUGAACUAGAUGCCCACUUUGAAAGCCUUCUGGCCAGGGCAGACUGCACAAAGAACUGGACAGAGAAGAUCUUGCGUCAGACUGAGGUUCUGCUACAGCCAAACCCUAGUGCCAGAGUAGAAGAAUUCCUCUAUGAGAAGCUUGACCGGAAGGUGCCUUCCCGGGUCACCAACGGGGAGCUGCUGGCACAGUACAUGACAGAAGCAGCCAAUGACUUUGGGCCAGGGACACCUUACGGGAAGACCUUGAUAAAAGUUGGAGAGACUCAAAGGCGCUUAGGUGCAGCAGAACGAGACUUCAUCCACUCUGCCUCCAUCAACUUCCUGACCCCGCUGCGCAACUUCUUGGAAGGGGACUGGCGAACCAUAUCUAAAGAGCGGAGGAUCCUGCAGAACCGCCGCCUGGAUCUGGAUGCCUGCAAAGCCAGGUUGAAGAAAGCCAAAGCUGCCGAGGCAAAAGCAGCGUGUGAGGGAGAUGCUGUACCUGACUUUCAGGAGACUAGACCUCGUAAUUACGUUCUCUCCGCCAGCGCAUCAGCGCUUUGGAGCGACGAGGUGGAAAAAGCAGAACACGAGCUGAGGCUCACACAGACAGAGUUUGAUCGGCAGGCAGAGGUGACACGUCUCCUUCUGGAGGGGAUCAGCAGCACACAUGUGAAUCACCUUCGCUGUCUCCAUGAGUUUGUGGAGUCUCAGACCAACUACUAUGCUCAGUGUUACCAAUACAUGCUGGACCUGCAGAAGCAACUGGGCAGCUCCAAAGGAGAAAUAUUUUCAGGCACAUUCGUAGGCAACGCAGAAUCCACAUCUCCUCCCGCAGCUGCUACCUCUCCUCCAGCUGUUGCUGCUGCCACCAUCCCUGCUGUGCCUACUAUUCCAGUUGUGCCCACGAUUGUUGGGGUGCCUAAUACUGUGGCAGAGGGUGUACUGAACCCGAAUGAAGUCAAACCUCCUGCCAGUGGGACACGGAAGGCCAGAGUCCUCUAUGAUUAUGAAGCAGCUGACAGCACUGAGCUGGCACUUCUUGCCGAUGAGAUGAUCACUGUGUACAGCCUGCCAGGCAUGGAUCCAGACUGGCUCAUAGGGGAAAGAGGGAACCAGAAAGGGAAAGUUCCUGUCACUUACUUGGAACUGUUGAGUUAAAUGUCUCCAAAAAGAAUGUACAAGCAGAAUGCACCCCUCAUCUCCUGGCACUUCUAAUGCGGAUUUCUUCACCUGAGACCAUUGCUCUCUUCAGGGUUAACACUCCAUUGCUAGUAUGGGAAUUGCGGGAAAGAAGUGGCAAACCUAUUACAGAAAGGUUUUGGGAAAGGGCUGAUGGCACCCAGGACUGAAUUCAUUACCUACCAGUGCAGCCUGCUUUGAGGUUAGUCUUGAUGGUGCAAGAUUCCUUGAUUACUUUUUUCCUACCCUACCCUAGUCUUGUUCAUCACAGUGGCUUUCCCAGGGCCAGCAAGUUGUCCCCCUCAGCAGCUGCACACAGAGUUUAAGUUAUACUUCCCUUGUGUCUGGUGUGGGUUAGUGCCUGUCUGCCCCUCCCGUCCUCUCUUUUCUUCAGCAGUAGCAUUGCCCAAGUCAAACCAUCAAGCAUUUCAGUGGGGAAGUGUCCCACACAAACCCU